Paraglomus occultum is the source of this 1161-nucleotide messenger RNA. The record is from the annotation of a GenBank genome assembly. Lineage: Eukaryota; Fungi; Glomeromycota; Glomeromycetes; Paraglomerales; Paraglomeraceae.
AUGAAUAACUUGAUAGUGCCCAUAUCUCCCACACAUAAUAUUAUUCAACCACUAGGGAGUUACAGUAAUCCAGUAGUGAUUGAGGAUGUGGAAGCAACGAGUGAAAGCACUAUUUCCUAUAUAAUAAUAUCUGACGACGAGGUAGACGGCCAAGGAGACUCUGACAUGGACAUAGAGUCUGAAAGUGAAGCAAUCCAGUUGCCGCGUGUGUUGGGAGAUCAAAGUAAUAACGUUCCCUCUGGAAGAGACCUUCAAGGAGUCGAUUGUUUUGCGCCGGAAUCUCUCCCAGUCGAAAAUAACUUUGUUGGUGAGGCGUCCUCCAAGAAGGGAAAGUCGGUCCGUUUCCAACUGCCUGUCCAAGCGAAUGAUGUUUUCUUUGACGGAAACACUCAAACCAAAUCUUUCCCAGAAGUUUGCGCAAAUUUACGCGGGACAACUAAGGCACAUUUAUUUGGUUAUUCAGAGUCAAUUAAGGAGAUCGAAAAUAUUUUCGGCAAAAGACUAAAAUUUGCUCACGAUAGUCAGGUUCAGCCCAUUCCGAACACUCCUGAUGAGCCGCUUAAGCCAAUAGGCUUGACAAGGAGACAGAAAAAACGCCUUCGUACCAAAAACGUAGAGAAACCAAGAUCCAUACUGUCACGUAAAAUGAUGGAUCGACUGAACGAACUAACUCAGAAGCACGCCGAAAAACCUUGUUUUCAAGCAGAACCAAUGGAUAAUUACGAGCAUGAGAGAGAAAAAAUAAAUGCACCCGUUCCAAAGUUUGGAAAUAGACUUCGUCUGGCUGUCUGCGAAAAUAUCCACCAAAUACAACCGCCUCCUAUUAUAGACGAAAAUAUAUACCAGUUAAUUCAGAGUGACUGCGAUGAGAUGCGAGCUAUACGAGCUAGCUACUUUAAUCUAGCACUAGCUCACAUUGCGUACCAACAUUACCAAACCGCAAGUGAGGGUUGCCUGACUCGUAUGACUUCAGCUUUUACCGAAGAUACAUUAAAUAAUAUCACGAAUCAUUUUCAAAUGAACGUUGGAUUUGUCGACUAUUUAUAUGGACUAAUGAGAUGUGAAGGCGAAGAAAAGGCGUUGAAAUAUUUCGAGCAAGUUAUUGGUGAUGCUAUGAAGCUUGUGUGGACAUUGAUGCAGACGAAAUUGAGAGAGAUAUGA